CCUCUGUUCUCGAAACGAUCAUUGGGGUCCCAGACACCCCCAAUUGAAGAAGUUCGACAAACUUCAUUCGUAAAGUGAAAAUGAUUGAUGAGGAUGUUCCUACUAUACUUCAGGAAUUUGUACAGCCCCGCGUAAUAAACCAAGAUAUGCUUAUGGAUUUGGUAAUUGAUCAAGGACCAAAAGGAGAAGCCGGUAAACUCUUUUACGAAGAUGGAAUCAAGUUGAAUGAAGUAACAGAAAUUCGAAUUGAAUUUCUUAAUAUCUUAAAAAUUGAUCAUCUUUGGAUAACACCAAAUCUUGUAAAAUUAAAAUUGUCUAAUAAUAUAAUUGAGAAAAUAGAAAAUUUAGAUGUUCUUAUUAAUUUAAAAGAAUUAGAUCUUUCCUUCAACCAUAUCAGAAUAAUAGAAAAUCUACAUAAUCUAAUAAAACUGGAAAUAUUGCUUCUAUUCAAUAAUGAAAUUAGUAAUGUAGAAGGCAUAGAUAAUUUAUGCAAUCUUACAAUUUUUAGCAUUGGUAAUAAUGCUAUAACAGAUUGGGAACAUGUAUUGUAUUUAAGGAAGUUUAAAAAGUUACGCAGUUUAAAUAUGAAUGGAAAUCCUUGCACUGAAAAAGAUGAUUAUUUGGAAUAUGUAAUUGCAUUUAUCCCUCAAUUAAUUUAUUAUCAGUAUAAGAUGAUAACUGACGAACAACGAGAAGUAGCAGCAGAAAAGCAUUACAGAGUGUUACGUACUUUACAAGAAACAGAAAUGAAAGAAGAUGAAGAAUUACAGGCACAAGAAGAAUAUGAGAAAAGGUUGGCUUAUCAUACUAAUGCAUUUGUAGAAUAUCUUGAUAGCGAUGAACUCUUUCACCAAAUGUUUAUAAAUGAUAAAGAGGGCAAAGAACUAAGUAUGGUAAAUGAAGAUACACAGAAUGCUCUUGAAGAAUACAAGGCAAACUUUGUUGCAAUUAGUCAAGAACUUUGUGAGUUAGGUUUGAAAGAGCAAGAUGAAAGAAAUAAUGAAAUAAAUCAUUUUACAAGUUGCGUGAAUAAAGGGAAAACUGUAUCACAGGAUCAAGGCAGAAUAAUAGUGAAUGAAGUAUUGGAGAAGAAGACUAAAAUUUUAUCAGAUGUUAAGCAGUUGUUAAAAAGAAUAGCCGGUGAGGUAGAUACUGCUACACUUGAGGAAGUAACUCAAAAAGCCCAACAAUUUUCUGAAGAAUUUAAUGAAAUAGUAAUUGAUGCCUGGAAAAAAUUAAUGUCCAUUGAAGUAGAACUACACGAACAGAUAGAGGACAUAAAUGAAAUGUUCAGAAUUAAUAUCAAUGACAUGAUGGAUUCAUUUCUAACAAUUGCACGUGGAUACUUUUCACAAUUACGAAAUUCUGAAGCCGAAUAUAAUGAUACUGUUAAUGGAGUAAUUUUAUAUUACCUUAGUGGUUUAGAAGAUGAUACAAAAGUACCAAGUCAUUUGUUAAAUUUAUGCGAAGAUAAAGAUACUUUAAAUCAGAAUCUUACUAAUUCUCAUGAGAAACAUCUACAAGUAUUAGACGCUCGAGAAGAUAGUAUGUUAAAGCGCUUAAAAAAUUGGGUUGAAGAAUAUACGGAGAAUUUAGUAAAAUAUGAGAAUGAAAGAAAUAAUCAACAAAUAUUAGAAAUAUCACAUUUUGCGGAUUCUCAACAACAAGAAUUUGUUCAAUUGUUGCAACAAUUAAAUUUGAAUGUGGAUGACUCUGAAGUUAUUUUAGCUCUUGAAAGUUAAAGCUUGAGGAAACAAUAUAAUAUGAGGAAAUAAUAUAACAGUAAGUAUUUUA
Osmia bicornis bicornis is the source of this 1794-nucleotide messenger RNA. RefSeq names its product dynein regulatory complex subunit 3-like. Gene Ontology annotation, molecular function: protein binding. The record is from RefSeq and is a predicted model, not a curated record. The transcript has 10 exons. Bases 81 to 1742 code for a protein of 553 amino acids. Lineage: Eukaryota; Metazoa; Arthropoda; Insecta; Hymenoptera; Megachilidae.